This is a messenger RNA of Drosophila miranda, 1263 nucleotides long. RefSeq names its product programmed cell death 6-interacting protein-like. Gene Ontology annotation, biological process: mitotic cytokinesis. The coding region runs from base 142 to 1029 and encodes 295 amino acids. The record is from RefSeq and is a predicted model, not a curated record. Gene Ontology annotation, cellular component: endosome. NCBI's taxonomy places the organism in Eukaryota, Metazoa, Arthropoda, Insecta, Diptera, Drosophilidae. Gene Ontology annotation, molecular function: protein binding. The transcript has 3 exons.
GCGCACCUGACAGCCAUCAAAGUCCAGGCAGCCAACUAUGUCCUCGACCAGCUUAUAGGCGGAUUUGAACAGGCUAUCGAGGCCGAUAAGGUUGUGCGCCAGAAGUUCGAAGCCAAUCAGAAUGGCAUCCAGCUGCUUUCUAUGUCCCUUGAGGAGAUCCAGCAAUCGCUGCCUUCGGCUAGCGGCAGCGUGGAUCCAAACUGCUCCAGCGUGCAGCGGCUCAAGCAGCUGAUGGAGGAUGUGGAGACCAUCAAAGCCGAGCGCGAUGCCAUCGAAUCGGAGCUCAAGUCGGCCUCGUUCGACAUGAAGAACGAGUUCUUGCUUGCUCUGCAAAAGGAUGAGGCUAUCGACGAGCCCGCCUUGUCGUUGUCGCGCAUUGGGCAGGUCCUGAAUCCUUUGCAGCAGCAGGUGAGGGAGAGCGUCGACCGUCAGCAGUCCCUGGUGGCAGACAUUCAGAGCGCCCAUGGAGCUUUCGUCUCGGAGACGGGAAGCUGUGGCAGCUCGCGCGACACCCUCUACCAGGAGCUGGCCACUGCCUACUAUAGCUACAUUGAGCUGUCGGGCAAUCUCCAGGAGGGAACUAAAUUCUACAACGACCUCACCCAGCUGCUGGUCGUAUUCCAGAACAAGAUCAGCGACUUUGUGUUUGCCCGCAAAACGGAAAAGGAGGAGCUCAUGAAGGACCUAACUACAGCGUCGAGCCGACAAGCUUGCCCGGCUACGCCCUCUCUGCCCUCGCACUAUGCCUCCACCUCGGGUAGUGGCAGCGACAUUCCAUCCAAUGCCAGGCAUGCCAGUGUAAUAUGGCGACCAGCCAGGAGUGCCAUAUCCAGCGUAUGUGCCGCCACCGAUGCCCCAGAGCUUCAAUCCAUACGCCACGCUCCCAUAUCGAGGCAAUUAUCAGUAUCCGGGAGGCUAUCCACAAGGACCACCACCUGGGCACUAUGGCACCUAUCCUGGCAGCUAUGCUCCUCAACAGCAAGGCGGCUAUCCCAACCAGAAGCCACCAGGAUGGUAAACUGCAUCUAACCCGUAUUUAUAGCCACACUGUGGUUUAACCAAGGUCUCUUCCAUGAGUCCCGGAUCGUAGAGAAGCGGCAAUUGGUGGUCAUGGCAUUUAAUGCUCUGUGUUCUUUUUCUGUUUCGGCUUUCGUUCGUUUGCUUGCAAUUGUAUCAUACAUGUUGAUGGCUUCUUGGAUUUUAAUCUCAUAUAUGCAACAAAAAUAUUAUCACGUAUCACAAUAAAAGUUUUUAGUGCUAUUA